UUAUAAUCAGAAAUUUAGAUACAUGGGUAGUGUUUUUGGUAUAUCGCAAUAGGAAGUUUAAAAACCUGUAGAAUCACCAAGAAAACCAAUUACAACCUUACCCACUAUUACAUCUAUUUGUUCAAUUUAAUAAAACUAGAUAGAAAAUAAUCAAAUUUUUGUGCCAGUCAAGUGUUGUCGAUGUAAUAAAUAUUUAUAAGAUAAUGAUUUUUUUCUAUUAAAUUGUGGACAACAAACUUGCUUGUUUAAAUUUCACAAAUUUUGUUUUUACAAAGAAUUAAAUGAUUAAAACAAAAAAGCAAAUUUGCUUUAUUAUAAAUGUAAAUGUGGAACUAAAAUUCCUUCAAAAUUUUUAAGAAUUUGUGGAGCACCAAACAAAAUGUAGUUACUAUCUUCAAUUCAUCAAAAAUAAUUAGAUGCUAUUCUAAAAUUUUCAAUUUUGAGAAAACAGAAAGAAAUCCUUGAAUAUUGCAAUUAAAACAAAGCAAAAGAGCAUGAAUUAGAUUUCUUUUUAGAAAAAUAAGAUUUUCUUAUGUAUGAAGAAACUCCACAAUGA
Paramecium sonneborni is the source of this 556-nucleotide messenger RNA. The record is from the annotation of a GenBank genome assembly. NCBI's taxonomy places the organism in Eukaryota, Ciliophora, Oligohymenophorea, Peniculida, Parameciidae.